UAAUUUUAUGCUUUUUGGUGAGAUUUUGCAUCAUGACUUAUUUGAAUUUGUGAAGAAGUAAUUCCAAUAAUAGGAUAUACAGAGGAACUCCACUACAAAACCGUUACAUCUCUCCUCUAUAAAACCCACCAAAUAGCACGAGUUUCUCACUAAGUUUGUUAGAGAGAGAAUUGAGGAGAGAGAAAGAGAAUUGAGAAGAAAGAAGCCAUGACGAAGCUGAUUGCCUCCUUCGUUGUUCUUGUGGCUGCUUUUCUGCUGUGCUCUGCAACUACCACAGGAAGGAUGACAAAUGAGGAUCCAAUGAGGCUAGAUUUGAUGAAAAAGGAGGAACCCAUGAUGAUGAGGCCACGUAUGAUGGACAAUGAUGCAUCCAUGAUGAUGAUGAUGCCAGACUUUAUGAGAAAAGAUACACACAUGAAGCCAAGGACGAUGAUGAUGGGAGAAUAUGAAGGCAUGAAGGCUAGACAUGCCACACUGGAUUUGAGUGAAUCAUGGUGCAUUGCUAGGCCCUGUGUUGAUGACUUUAGGCUGAGAAAUAACAUAGAUUAUGUUUGUCAAUCCAUAGCAAUGAAUUGCUCAGUGGUUGAGCAAGGAGGAAGCUGCUACUCUCCUGACAAUCUCCAGGCCCAUGCCUCAGUUGUAAUGAACCUUUACUACAAAGCCAAGGGCCAAGCCCCAGUCAACUGUGAUUUCUCCAAGUCUGGCAUAGUUGUCUAUGAAAAUCCAUCUUAUUUUGGGACCUGCAAUUUCGCAUGAUGGCUAGGCCGCUGGAUUAAUAAGGGGAAUGCAAGAGAGACUUUAUUAUACUAUUCAUAUGCUACAUGGAUCUCACAUUUCAUAUAUAUAUAUAUAUAUAUAUAUAUUUUUCAUAUUAAGUUUGUGAGGCCAAUAUUAUGUAUGUAAGGCCGUUAUUGGUCUGGUAUCUUCCAUCGGAAAACAGCUUACAGAGGAAGCUAUAAACAGAAAAAGUAUGGUUCGAACUUCACGUGGUAUUAAUCUUCCAUUUACACAUACCUCAAUAUGCCUAAGUCACAAAGCACAAGGAUGCAACACAAAUAAAUACUCAUGAUGCAUGCAAAUUGAGUCAUAUAUGUAUGCACAGUAUGCUGUUUGAUGCUCAAUAUAUGCAAACAUGGACACUCUUUGUAGUGUUUUUUUAAUAGUGUUGAUAAAAUAAAGGAAGAGUAUACAAUGAGACCAUUA
Molecule: messenger RNA, 1203 nt
Organism: Amborella trichopoda
Lineage: Eukaryota; Viridiplantae; Streptophyta; Magnoliopsida; Amborellales; Amborellaceae
Source: RefSeq, a predicted model, not a curated record